Molecule: messenger RNA, 1527 nt
Organism: Somion occarium
Lineage: Eukaryota; Fungi; Basidiomycota; Agaricomycetes; Polyporales; Cerrenaceae
Source: the annotation of a GenBank genome assembly
AACACUCCACGAAAUACUUCCGACCCUGUUCGGACUCAGAGCCACGAGUGGAAAUUUAGUGUCUUAGCGGAUAGCCUUAUAAUGAUACGGCCGCCAUAUUACCUGGCAAGAUGCCGGCAUCAUCGUUCUAGGAUAUAAGAUGCAGGUCUUGCAAUGCACUGAAACCCGUAGUUCUCUUAACCCCGCCUCUCGCAGGUGGUUUUUUUCUUCAGUCAUGCUCAUCGUUCACAUGCCUCCUGAGCUAUGCGACUACACUAUCGAUUUCCUACAUGACGAUAUGCCUUCGUUGAAAAGCUGCAGUCUGACGUGCAGGUCGUGGACACCCGCCACACGUUUCCACCUCUUCAGGUCGGUGGACAUACACUCACAGCACGCCUGUGACGGAUUAUACCGCCUUCUCCGCCAUUCCCCUUACCUUGGAGAGAUGGUCCGCCGUCUUAAUAUUUCAUCUCUCACCGUGGACGCGGUAAAAGCGGACAAGACUGCCGUCCCAUUUUCGAGCGUACUCACGAUUGUCCCUCCAUCGCUAUUCGGUCUCCUUCCAAAUGUCAAGAUAUUGGACGUGUCGGUGUUGACAAUAGAUCAAGCACUGUGUUCACAGUUCAUCCAAAAUUUCACCUCGGUGAAUGAACUGUCUCUACACGGUUGCUUUUUUGCCUCUCUGAAAGGGUUCGCCGAAUUCGUCCUCUCUUUCCCCCUCCUUGAGGCGUUGUCCCUUCACGAUGUACGUUGGGACUCUAACGAAUCGAACGAUUGUCGGGCAGCAUCAAACCCGUCAAAGCUGCGCAGUUUAACCUUGGGGAAGGGUAUUGACGUAUCGUGCCUCGCGAAAUGGCUACUCCUUGGAUAUCUUUGUCCAGGUCUUGAGAGUAUAUCUGCUUGUUGUUCAUCUGAACAAGACGUAAUAGCACUUAGCGGGUUGCUGAAGGAAACCUACGCCCUGCAACGUUGCGAGCUCUCCUGGUAUGGCUUUGCGUCGAAUGAUAUCAUUGACCUUGUACCUGCAUUUUCUUUGGAUGCUUGUAGCUCCCUCCAAUCAGUUACUCUGCGCUGUCCUGUUAUGUACAGCCAAUCGUUGCCUUGGGUAACAUCUCUUUUGGCCCGUUUGCCAGCGGAAUCAAUUCAGGCGAUUGACAUCGAGCUCCGGCUGCUGGGAGGGAUCGAGUCAAUUGAUUGGGACUACAUGGGGCGAAUCCUCUCUGGAAAGUCAUUCCGAAGAUUAUCGAGCGUUGCAAUAAAUGCGAUCACCUGGUCAAGUGUCUCACAGAGUCCAGAAGAAUUGCAAUCAUUUCUAUGCAGCCAUCUUUCUGCUCUCGAUUGUCGUGGUAUCCUUCAUGUUUCUGUACGGUAGCGGCUCCCUCGUAAUAACUUGUCAGCAAACUCGAUUCAAAGACUGCUGUAUUACACAAGGAGGCGGUAGACAGGGUAUAGCAGCGUGGGUAACAUAUGGGAGAUAGAAUGAUAAGUGUAGUACGAAACAACAGUAAUGAAAGCGAGUAAAAUCUGAAAGCAAUUGGGAUUAGCUGC